AUGAUGAGUCUGAAGAAGAAGAAGAGUCUGAUCGUCGACGGUUUGCAGUGGAUGGUUUUAAUGAUUUUCUUUGAUGACAACAUCGAAAAUUCUAGUGGACAUUUAUAUGGUUUGGGUGCACCCUUCUCCGUAAAUGUCAACAAUUUCCAAGACAACGGGGAGAAUGGGAACUCCUCCUGAUCUUUAGAAAACGGGCAUGUUAUAAGCCUAACACCUCAACCUUCGGUGUUCCAUAUUUCAGAGUGAAAAUAACAUUGAAUGUGUGCUGUGUACAUAAAGUAACAAUGAGUGACAAU
This is a messenger RNA of Spodoptera exigua (beet armyworm), 296 nucleotides long. The record is from the annotation of a GenBank genome assembly. Lineage: Eukaryota; Metazoa; Arthropoda; Insecta; Lepidoptera; Noctuidae.